UAUCGAUCAGUUACGAAAAGCAUUAUUUGCUUUAAUCGAACAUUCAGAUUCUGAAAGCAUAGGUCUACAAACGCAUCCAAAUUAUGUAAUCGAAUCACAACGUUUUCGAGUUCAACUAAGAAAAACCAGUUUCUUAAAUUUACAUGAAAAUAAUCAUCAUUUUGAGAGUUUAGGCGGAGAUAAUAAAUUGAGUGAAGAAAUGAAACUAUUUAGCAUUACGACUCGAGCUCGACACAUUAAUUAUAUAAAGAAAAGCUGA
Molecule: messenger RNA, 259 nt
Organism: Funneliformis caledonium
Lineage: Eukaryota; Fungi; Glomeromycota; Glomeromycetes; Glomerales; Glomeraceae
Source: the annotation of a GenBank genome assembly